Messenger RNA from Scomber japonicus (chub mackerel), 2811 nucleotides. RefSeq names its product glypican-6-like. The record is from RefSeq and is a predicted model, not a curated record. The transcript is spliced from 10 exons. Gene Ontology annotation, biological process: regulation of protein localization to membrane; cell migration; regulation of signal transduction. Bases 46 to 1737 code for a protein of 563 amino acids. Lineage: Eukaryota; Metazoa; Chordata; Actinopteri; Scombriformes; Scombridae. Gene Ontology annotation, cellular component: extracellular region; plasma membrane; synapse.
ACUGCAGAGAACAUUUAACAAUAAGGAUCUUCAAACAAGUGAACAAUGCUCAGACUAGAGACCAUCAUUUGCACUUUUUCCAUGCUGUCUUUUGCAGCAAGAGCAGAUUUUAAAGCACGGAACUGCAGCGAGGUGAGGGAAGCUUGCAUCGGGAAAGGCUUCAGCUUCACACAUGUUCCUGCUCAAGAGAUCCCAGGUGAACAUCUUCGUGUAUGUCCACAGGGAAACACGUGUUGCACCCAAGAAAUGGAGGAUGGAUUUGGCCAACAGAGUAAACAGGACUUUGGGGAUCUGGUUGAUACAAUGAGUCAUGAAUUAAGAAGCACCUUUGUUUCCAGACAUAAAAGAUUUGAUGAAUUCUUCUUGGAGCUGCUGGAGAACACGGAGAGGUCCCUGCACGAGAUGUUUGUGAGGACGUAUGGCAAACCUUACAUGCAGAACUCUGAGGUCUUUGCGAACUUGUUUGCUGAGCUGAAACGCUAUUACACGGGAGGAAAUGUCAACCUGGAGGAAAUGCUUAAUGACUUUUGGUCACGACUGCUGGAGCGUAUGUUCACGCUACUCAACUCCCAGUACGUCAUCACAGAGGAGUAUCUGGAAUGUAUCAGUAAGUACACUGACCAGCUCAAGCCCUUCGGAGAUGUGCCCAGGAAGCUCAAGGCUCAGGUUACCCGGGCAUUCAUCGCCGCACGCACAUUUGUUCAAGGGCUCUCUGUCGGCCGGGAGGUGGCUCAGCGAGUGUCUAAGGUAAGCAGCAGUCCACCAUGUAUCCGAGCACUGACAAAGAUGCUGUACUGCCCGUUUUGUCAAGGCAUGCCAACAGUUAAACCCUGUAAGAACUACUGCCUGAAUGUGAUGAAGGGGUGCCUGGCCAAUCAAGCUGAUCUGGAUCCAGAGUGGAACCAGUACAUUGAUGCCAUGCUGCUCGUGGCACAGAGGCUGGAGGGACCUUUCAACAUUGAAUCUGUCAUGGAGCCUAUUGAUGUCAAGAUUUCAGAGGCCAUCAUGAAUAUGCAAGAUAACAGUGCCCAGGUCUCCUACAGGGUUUUUCAAGGUUGUGGCCAGCCAAAAUCCUCAGGAAUGACUAGGUCUACCCGUGGUGUUUCGGAUGUGUUCAGCGCCCGCUUCAGGCCGUACGGCCCAGAGGAGCGGCCUACCACUGCAGCUGGCACAAGCCUAGACAGACUGAGGAUCAUUUGGAAUGCGAUGCAACACAGUGUGGUUGACAUAAAAGGAAAACUGAAACUGUUCAAGAAAUUUUGGUCUGGCCUGCCUGAGGUGAUGUGCAUCGAGGACAGAGUGACCGCUGGAAAUGCCAGUGAUGAGGAGUGCUGGAAUGGACACACCAAGGGCAGGUAUUUCCCUGAAGUCCAAAAGGAUGGACUGACCAACCAGGUGAAUAACCCUGAGGUGGGUGUGGACAUCACCCGCCCAGACACCUUAAUCCGUCAGCAGAUCAUGGCUCUGAGGGUGAUGACCACCAAGUUGAAAAAUGCCUAUAAUGGCAAUGACAUCUACUUUCAGGACUCAAGCGAUGAAGGCAGUGGCUCGGGCAGUGGCAGCGGCUACACAGAGGUCUACCCCACAGACAUGGACGCUGCUGCCAGUGAAGCCCCAGUAGUGGAAGCCGACCGGAGCGGCCCUGUGCAUGGCUCUGCCCUGCUCUGUGCACCCUCUGUAGCCCUGCCAACCAUGCUGGCCCUCUCAACCCUGGCACUCUACCGACAAUGGAGAUAAUGCUGGAGGAGCCGGCUAAACAUGGACAGCAGGGUUAAUUUUUUUUUUUUCCUUUUGCAGUUUUUUGUAUUCAGGCAGAUUGGAGCUACAGUCGAGCAAACAGUAUUGAGGCUGACAGCCUCGAGACUAGAGAAGUCUGCUCUGAAAAAAAGAGCAGUCAUGCAUCAUGAUUUCCCACUUUCCCAAAGAUCAUGCAGUGCCAUCCGUAGACUUGAUCGUUUGUGGCAUCACUUCACCAUCUAACACAGAUGCCAACAAACUCUGCUUCAGAGAUUGAAAAGAAAAAGUAUUUCUUGCACAUAUUGCAGGUAUUAAUGUAGGUCUCCGUGUGGAAAAAUAUAACACGCACUUUGAUUGUUUUAAGGGUUUUUUUAAAGCAAAAUUUGUUUGUGUGUUGAACAAUGUUGAGAAUGUGGUUAUUGAUUCAUCUAAAAGAGACACAAUAUGUUUACUCUAUGUUGAAUAUUAUAUUUUAAAACAAAUACAAAGGAUAAUGAUCUAAUUCAGAAAAAAUCAGGAACAUGAUGUUUCCACCUUUUAAUUAAUUGAAGUUUUAAUUUGUUCCUUGUUCCAUUGUCAUUAAAUCACAUGCCAACAUUUUUUAAAAUUAGAUGCAGCCACUGAAUCUCAUCUUUUGUUUUACAGUAAAGUCAACACGAUGUUUGGUAUGAUUUUAGGUUUCAGUAUAUCAUGGGUUGAUCAUGGAUCUGCUGUGCUCCUAGCUGUUCACUCAAAUGGCUGAACAGCCUCCUUGUGCUCAUGUGUUAAACUCACACUUUGUUAAAAGCGAUAAGACCGACAUUUUUAUAUACUCAUUUGCCUCGCAACAAAUUAAUUAUCUGCGAAAUAUUUUCAUAUCAUGCUGGUUUUAUAGAUUUGGCUAUGGGAGUAGACAACUUGGACAGAAUUAUUACGGAGCAGUUACCGUCAUACAGCAGUGCCAAGAUAGUCAUGUUGGUUCUGUGUUGUUGUGGGGUGCACGGCCUGGUGUGCAAUCAAUUCAUUCAUGUUUGAGAGGGCUUAACAAAUUCUAAUAUAUCACUAAUAUACAGUAUAAAGAAUGACUUACAUUAU